This is a messenger RNA of Didymosphaeria variabile, 1419 nucleotides long. RefSeq lists its product as uncharacterized. The record is from RefSeq and is a predicted model, not a curated record. The transcript has 4 exons. NCBI's taxonomy places the organism in Eukaryota, Fungi, Ascomycota, Dothideomycetes, Pleosporales, Didymosphaeriaceae. The coding region runs from base 1 to 1419 and encodes 472 amino acids.
AUGGACCGUUCAGCAAAGACCAUCUUCAACUUUGUCAACCUAUCACACCCCGACGAACUCAAGGAUGAGGAAACUCAGCUUCGAAUUCGGCGGCUGGCGAUGAGCGAAGUCGGAAGAGCUCGAAGAAAGCCCAAAACCAAACGCGAAAGGAACGAGAUGGUGCUUGAGUUUCGCAAACCAGCGGCAACCUCUGCUACCAUCGACCGGUUGGGUAGAGGAGAAGUCGACCCGUUUACGCCUUAUCCCAUUGCUCUGGAUGAAACAUCACGUGCACUAGUUGCUUCCAUCUUCCGAGAUGGCAGUGCGCAUUCGCGUCAGCUCCGUGGUGCCUGGUGGCUUGUAGGGUUGAGCGACAAGGCCACCUUCUACAACGUGCUCGCAAAUGCCCGUCUGUAUCAGCUUAAAGAGUUGACUGGUACAUUCGUUCAGAAGAGUGACUUGCUUGGCCUGUCCAUGCAAAAUCAUGCACUUCGUUCAAUGACGGAUAGGAUAAAGGAUUCGGAAGGCCAUGCCAGUGAUGAGAUGAUAGGGGCUGUUAGCUCCUUCAUGUGUUAUCAUUACAUUCUGGGUGAGUUCGAAGGUUGGGAAAACCAUCGCAAUGCACUGGCGCGGAUGACUGGCUUAAGAGGUGGCUUUAACAACAUUGCUCAGGAGUCGCUUCGCAUCACAGUUUCCUGGACAGAUCUCGUUGGUUCUUUCUCCCAAGACAUCCCCUCCAUCGUCCCUCUACCGCAACUAUGGCAAAAUAACUCCCGAUCUCCUCCAGGGUCCCCACGACCGUUCAAUGAUAUCUCGCUCAAAUGGAAGCAACGCUUUCCGGCUAUGAUGGACUGGAUAACCAUCUUCGAUGAUAUUAACCAGCUCAUGUCGCUUGACCGGGGCUUCACGAAGGAAGAGAAGCAUCUUGCAGAGACAACGGGCUGCUGGAUGGAGCCUACCAUGGUCCGCCUGCUUGCUAUACGACCGCUUAUUACAGGAAGCAAAUCAGAGAAUGUCAUGGAAGAGGUUUGUCGCCUCGGCACCAUGCUUUUCUUAGCACCCAUCUGGCGCUGGCUCGGAGCAAGUCCAGUGUGGACCUUCACCGUCACCCGAAAUCUUCUUUCCGUGCUUAAUAGCCAAAUGGUCGAAUGGGGCGAACUCAAACCAUUGCUGGUCUGGUCUGUUUAUUUCGCCGCACUUGAAACGCGCGAUCCGCGAGAGAGGAGCCAGUUCGCCUUCAUCCUCGCUGUGCUGAUGAACGGAUUGCAAAUUCGAGAAUGGAGUGAGCUGACGCAGGUGGUGCAAAGCGUGCUUUGGGCGGAGCGUAUAUUUGCAAGCAGCGAUGGUAGCCUUCGCGAUGAUGUUAUGAGCAUUCUGCGCUUGCCGGGUACUGGAGAUGUUACACCCGUGCUGGAGGAAAUUGAAGAUGAAGAGGCCUAG